Messenger RNA from Ruditapes philippinarum (Manila clam), 1461 nucleotides. RefSeq names its product tetratricopeptide repeat protein 9C-like. The record is from RefSeq and is a predicted model, not a curated record. NCBI's taxonomy places the organism in Eukaryota, Metazoa, Mollusca, Bivalvia, Venerida, Veneridae. The coding region runs from base 102 to 716 and encodes 204 amino acids. Gene Ontology annotation, molecular function: protein binding. The transcript has 3 exons.
UAUGCUUUUACGACUAUCAAAGUUCGCCCGAGAAGAAAUUUUUAAUAUUCUACUUAUUUUCUUAAUUUUUCUAGCAUUUCAUAGCAUCUUGUUUGGGUAAAAUGGCAGUGAAUAAGCCUACCGUAAUUUCUGAUACGGAGAAACUUGAAACAGCCAAAAAAUUUAAAUCUGAUGGAAAUGAAUGUCAUAAAAACAAAGAUUACAAACAUGCUGUGGGGAAAUACCACAGGGCCCUGUUGCAGUUAAAAGGCAUUGGAAGUGCAAAGAGUGCUGGUUUGGGAGCAUUCAUGUCAGAGCAGGAUAUGGAAGAGAUGGGGUAUUCACAGCAAGUCCCUGAGAGCGUCAGAGUUGAAGUUACAAAGUUAACAGCUGAUUGUUACAACAAUUUAGCUGCAUGUUUACUACAACAGCCAAACCCAAACUAUACAAAAAUUAUUGAAUACUGUGAUAAUGUGAUUGAGUUAACACCAAAUAAUGUGAAAGCUUAUUACAGAAGAGGUCUUGGGUAUUGUAAUUUAGAGAAUUAUGAAAAAGCGUUGGAGUCAUUUGAUCAAGCAGAAACAGAGGCUGGUAGUAAAAUAGAUAGAGGACUGAGGGCGUUAUUGAAUAAACACGUGCAGAUAUGUAGAGAGGGCAUAAAGAGGCAAGAUCAGCAAUUGAGUAAGGCAUACAGAGGAAUGUUCGACAGCAAAAAUGACAGUAGUAAAAAUGGAUGAUAGAAGUUUAGUUACAUUAACAUUACUAAACAAAAUAUUUGUGCUUGACAACUGUGCUUAGGUUCCUUUGAAGAUGUUAAUCAGAGCCGAAAUAUUUGAUAGCCUGAAUCUGAUAUUAUUGUAUUUUAUGAUUAUGUGUCUUUUAUGAUUAUGUGUUGUAAGGAAAUACUUAUAUUGACAGGGUGCAUUGAUAAUUGCUCAUAAAAUCUUUUAAAGUUACAAGGGUGAAGAAAGGAAAAAAGUACGGUAAAAGUUAUAGACUCUUAAUUAUUACAUGUUAAAAGGUACAUAGGUAUUUCCUAAAAGACAAAUUUCAUGAGGAUAUAAAUGAACCGCGUCAUGACAAAACCAACAUAAUGUGUUUGCGACCAGCAUGGAUCCAGACCAGCCUGCAUGUCCGCGCAGUCUGAUCAGGAUCCAUGCUGUUCGCUUACAAACUCUAUUACAAAUAGAAAAACUGAUAGCGAACAGCAUGGAUCCUGAUCAGACUGCGCGGAUGCACAGGCUGGUCUGGAUCCAUGCUGGUCGCAAACGCAUUAUGUUGGUUUUGUCAUGACGCGGCUCAAAUGUUGUUAGCUUAAUUGAUCUCACAUGUGUUCAAUAAGUUCUGUGAUAUUUUUUACUAUGUAGCAGUUGUGACUGUUAGCUUGGUGCACAUUUUUCUUGACAUUUAAUUUCCAAUCAAACUCAGUUUCAUUUUUCAAAUUGUAGCACAUGUAGAGGUAAAUAAAAAUGAAAUCAAAGA